UUGUAGAAUAAAAUUUAUUUCGAAUCACAUGUUCGGUAAUUUGGAUUCGAAAAUCUUCGGAUUUUUUUUUACGUAAAAAAUUAAAAAUGCAAUCAUUGAUUGCAUCAAAAAUUUUAUCAUUUCAAAAUGUUCUUCGAAUUGGUCAUCUUAAUAAACGUUUGAUGGUUAGCGUAGCAAAAAAUAAAAAAUCGCUCGAAGAAAUUAUUAAAAUACCUAAAGCUAUUCCAAGAGGUCCAACGGACAUCUUAAAAGCAUUAUCAUCGACAAUUGAACAGGAUAAUACUGGUCCCAGUUAUCAAUAUAUUGAUGAUCCAUAUUUAACACCGGUUAACAAUGUUGAUAAGCGAACUUAUUCAAUUUCUAAAGAAUCGGGUAGAAAAACAGCUAGAUAUUUCAUUGAAAAAUUUCCUGAAUUGUUUAUACGUGAUAUGUCCGAACCGAAAAUUGAAGCAUUUACACACAAAGAAAUCUAUGAUGAAUCAAUGGAAUUUUCAGAAAAUGAUUUACAAAAAUCAAUUCUUCGUUGUGAAGUAAUCAAUUCAAUUAUUUGCUAUGAAAAAUUGAUGAAAGAUGGCAUAUCUAUUGAUCCGGAAAUCAUUUAUGAUUUAUUAGAUUUAGUUUGCUUUUUUAAUAGUGAAAAUGAAAAAGAACAUUAUAUUGAAGAAGAUUUUUUUCAAAAAAAUGCUAAAAAACAAAACAUUACAGUAUGGAAAGAUAAUGGAUUUGCUGAAAAAUUAUUCGAUUCGAUUGAACCGAAAAAUGAUCGCGUUUAUUCAUCAAUCAUCAAAGGUAUGGCUAAACAUAAUCAAUGUGAACGGGCAUUUUCAUUAUAUCAACAAGCAAUCGAUUUGAAUUUUAAAUUAAACACUGCAACAUAUAAUUCAUUAAUCAACAUUAGUAAUGAAUUGCAUUCAACAAAUGAAGAACGUUGGAAAACGGUUAUUGAUCUAUUGAAAACAAUGAAUCAAAAUCAAAUUGCACCAGAUAUUGGAACAUUAAAUGGUGUUCUUAAACAAAUUUCAAAAUAUAAAUUUUUUGUUCAAAGCAAUGAAUUGAUUUUGAAAUCAUUGAAUGAAUUUGCAUUCAAAUUUGAUAUCCGGCCAAGUUUUGGUACUUAUUAUCAUUUGCUUAGUUGUUUUUAUCGAUCACGUAAUAGUAAAAGUACUAUAAUCUAUGAAAUUAUUGAUAAAAUUGGUGAUGAAAAAUUUGAACCACAAGAUAUGGAUGAUGUUUAUUUUUUUGCAACUGCAAUGGAUAUUGCAUCGAAUUUGAAUGAUGUACAACUUGCAUUUAAAAUUGAUAAAAUUGCUAAUCGUCAUUUGAAUUUACUUGGUCCUAAUUCUAGUCAAAAUGUUUAUUACUACAAAUUCUUAAAACUUUUGUGUUUAUCCGAAUCGAUUGAACAAUUUAUGGCAUUUUAUAAUCGUUAUGUACCGCAUAUGUAUUCACCGAAUGUUGACCUGAUGGCUAAUCUUCUCAAAACAAUUAAAAUCUAUAAAGCAAUCAAUUAUUUACCACAAAUUUAUGAUGAUAUUCGUUUAUUAUAUUAUAUUUAUAAUAUGGAUAUAUUACAAGAUUUAUUAUUGGCUAUGGAUGAAAUACAAAAAUCCGAUCCAUUAUUAUCGAAAUUCAAUCAAAUAGUGAUUGAUGCAUUCAACAAAAUUAAUCUAAAAAUUUCCAAAAACAUUGAAAUGGGUUAUGAUCAAAGUCUUCAGUGGACCGGGAAAACAUUAUCAUUAUGUUUAUCCAUAUUGAACAAAUGUCAAGAUUUAGAUAUGGGCUAUACAAUUAUGGAAAAAAUGUAUUCACUUCGAAAUGAACUUUAUGAUCAACCAGAAUCAAAAACAUUGGCUGAUUUUGCACAAUUAUCUUUUCAAAACAAAAGAUAUGAUUAUGUUUUAUUUUGUUUAAAAUUAUGUCAAGAAUUUGGUAAACAAGAUGCUAUCGAUUUGAUUCGACAAGAAUUUGAAAAAUCAGAAAUCAAUAUACAGGAUGAGAAUUUAAGGAAUAAAUUCAAACAAUUUUUCAUUUAAUUCGGGACAAUUUUCUUUGAAUAAAAAUACUUGUUC
This is a messenger RNA of Dermatophagoides pteronyssinus (European house dust mite), 2069 nucleotides long. Its product is annotated as small ribosomal subunit protein mS39. The record is from RefSeq and is a predicted model, not a curated record. Gene Ontology annotation, cellular component: mitochondrion. Gene Ontology annotation, molecular function: protein binding; ribosomal small subunit binding; rRNA binding. Lineage: Eukaryota; Metazoa; Arthropoda; Arachnida; Sarcoptiformes; Pyroglyphidae. Gene Ontology annotation, biological process: mitochondrial translation.